AAGAUUAUAAUAUUGUAAAUUUUUAACAAAUACUCAUUAAAUAGCAAUCAUAUUACUAUCGCGUCACAGUUCGUAUAUAGAUAUCGAUCGUUUUUAAGAGCAUCGAGAAACAUUACGUUACCAUGGAAACCAUACAUCUGUAUGAUAUGCUAGUAUUGCUAGUAAACGUGCAGCAAUUUUCCUUCUCCUUUCCGUUCCUUUAUUACAGGAUCGUUUUAGUUGACAAUUGUAAAAACAUUACUCGUGAAUGAGUAUCGAUAAUUGUGGACUCGUACGUGUACAGUGGCCCGCAACGGUUCCGAUAAAUGGCGAGAAACGGCAGUGUUGAUAUUGGAAGUGUUUUUGACGAAUACCUGCAAAAAGAACAGCAAUUUGAACAAGAAAUAGAAGAACGCAAUAAAUUACGUCGCGAGAUUCGCAGUAGGAACAUUUCUAAGGCUUCUGACUCAUCACCGACCAAUUUGCCUUUAAAUUUGGAAAAAUCUCGCAUUCGCAAUCAGGCUCUUCUAAAGGAUUUGGAGAUGUCUAGAGCACGUCUGAGAACUUACGCUUCUUACACGCCUACCGAUGCGGAAUUGCAGCAGAUUUCGUCGGCCUAUCGAAGUCAUCUUCGGAAAAAUAUCCAGGACACGGAACCACGAUAAACUCAUUUCCUCGUAGUCGG
Molecule: messenger RNA, 664 nt
Organism: Vollenhovia emeryi
Lineage: Eukaryota; Metazoa; Arthropoda; Insecta; Hymenoptera; Formicidae
Exons: 3
Coding region: 306-644 (112 amino acids)
Source: RefSeq, a predicted model, not a curated record